AUUUUGAAUGGGCAGUGAAAUUAAAUCGUAUCAUCUUAGAUGUUAUUGGAUUAUGGCCUAAAGCUGCACAAAGUACUCGAGAGAAAUUAAUGUGCAAUUUCCGAGUACUCAUCGUAUUCCUGGCAGUAACGUGUGGCGUUUUGAUUCCAUCUUUACAUUCAUUAAUAAGAAUUUAUGGAGAUCUUAUGUUAAUGAUAGAUAAUUUGCAAUUUACUUUACCUGCUAUAAGUUGUUCAAUAAGAAUUGUGAUUUUUUGGUGGAAAAAAGAAGCUAUUAUACCGGUCAUGAAUAUGAUUGUGGAGGAUUGGGUAAAAUCAAAAAGUGCACAAGACAGAAAUGUUAUGAUUAGAAAAGCGCAGAAUGCACGCAUCAUUAUUACUUGCGCAUACUGCAUAAUGGGAAUAGCAUGCUUUUUUAUUAUCAUUCUUCCGGGUUUUGGAAUAUCUAUGAGAUUAACGCCUAAUAUUACCGAUCCAGGCAGACCAAUGCCUCUACAAACAUAUUAUAUUUACGACAUAACUGAAAGACCGCAAUAUGAACUAACAUUUAUUAGUCAAACUAUUUACAUUCUUCUCGCUAUUAUGUCAUAUACUGGAAUAGACAAUUUUCUUGGGUUACUAAUUUUCCAUAUAUGCGGCCAAUUGGACAUUCUCAAGAAUCGUUUGAUAUGUUUGGAUAAAUACAUUAAUUUUCAUGAUAUGUUAAAAAGUUGCAUAACAAAACACAUUCGUUUACUUAGAGCUAUUGUCAUUAUUGAAGAUACAUAUAAUAUAACACUUCUAGCAUUGUUUGUAUAUUUUGCGAUACUUUUUGCUUUCUAUGGUUUCCGCAUAAUUAACGUAAGUGUCCAAUUUUAGAUAAACAUUUGUCAUUAAUAAUAUAAAAAAAUGAUAAAUACAUAUAUUAUAUGUUAGAGUUAAAAUAUUCUUUUUAUUUAUACAUAAUAUUUGUAUAAACAUUACGAAUCUAAAGUAAUACAAAGUUGUUAUGUCUUUGUUUCAUGUAAAUUACAUAGUUAUUUGAUGAAGGAAAUGAUUUGUCGAUCACUCACUUGAUAUAUUUUGUUUCCAACGUUUUCAACAUAUUUGCGCAUAUGUGUCUAUACUGCGCUCUUGGCGAAAUUUUGGUCGCUCAGGUAAGUUUCUUAUUUCUUUUUUGUACACGCUAUGAAAAAUAUCAUACAUCAAUA
Molecule: messenger RNA, 1189 nt
Organism: Pogonomyrmex barbatus (red harvester ant)
Lineage: Eukaryota; Metazoa; Arthropoda; Insecta; Hymenoptera; Formicidae
Product: odorant receptor 13a-like
Biological process (GO): detection of chemical stimulus involved in sensory perception of smell; sensory perception of smell
Cellular component (GO): plasma membrane
Molecular function (GO): odorant binding; olfactory receptor activity
Source: RefSeq, a predicted model, not a curated record